AGUAAUUAAAUUUCUUCAGUAUCGUCAACAUAUCCUAUGAAAAUAACCAAAAACCAAACAUUUUUCUGUCCAAUUCUCAGUACUUUUCGACAUUUUCCUACCCCGUGUAGUGUUCAACCAGGAAACCAGCGUGCAACUUUAAGUAAAUAGUCAUUAAAUAUAUCCCCAAAAGACAUAUUUUCAUUUUCAGAAAGUGCAGCUAUGGGGACUAUUUUAUACUUUUUUGGACAACAGUGGAGUUCUAUGACUUCCGUUAUAUUGGCUAGAUGGACAGUAAAUGUUCGUAGGAUAAAUUCGUUGAGAGUUGGACAGAAACAAAGGUUUUGGUUUUUUCAUAGGAUGUGUUGGAAAAAUUCAAAUUACUGUUAUUCUUUAAGUACACUAAGUUAAUGCAAGGUGACUGUUGGGUAGAUUAGGUCUAAAUAAUACUCUAAAAACUGUAAUGUAACUUCUCCUUUGAAGUAUUUAGGCCCUCACAAUUCAUGAAAUUAUUAAUGCCAGCAUGCAUACUGUACAUUAGUCAUUUGUACUUUAUAGACUGUCCUUUAUAGAGGAGAGUCAUCUUAUAUAAUUUUGCUGUGUUAAAACAUCUGAUUUCAGCUGGUAUAGCCAGCUAAGCCAGUGCUGCUGUGAGGUCCAAGUGGUCUUCCAUCUGGACCUUCUCCAGUUGGGAAUGGUCAGUUCAUUGCACCGACUUGGCUAAAAAAUAAACAGCUUAAUUGGUGACCUUCAGCUCUGGUGGUGGUGAAAACCUGUCAGUGGGAGUGAACAACAAAGUCAAUUGGCCAUCACCAUUUUUUCGUCUCUUAAACUCUGAACUCAGCAAGCUUGAACAGUGCCCAGCGAACAGAUCUGCAGAGCCCGCUCAGCCACUAGCUGCCUGUCCCACUGUUACCGGCUGAAGACAACCUCAUGAAAUGGUACAUGGUAGAUGUGAAUGGGCAAGGAAGGUGUGCGAUUGACUACACAUGCAAGGUCAAGGUUAAAGUAGCUCUUUACUCCUUGUGCCAUACUCAAGACCUCUCUGGAAGGCGAACCUGGCCAGCUGGUAUCCUGAUACGCCCUGGCAUUGUGGAGUUGGAGCAAGGGCACGGAGUGCUGAACAGAGCCCAUUGUGCACCAAAGAGAAGGAGUCGUCUGGAAGAAGGUUUGGGUUACCUGGAGGGAGAUCUGUAUUGUGGAACAGAAGAGAGCAGUGCUGGGCAAGGCCAACUGUUGGGCCAGAGGGGUUAGCCACUGGAAAUCAGGGGUUACAAACUGGGGAUUGGAUGGCUUCCAGUCUGAACCUACCUGAAUGGAAGCCCAGGACCUCUCUUUGAAAGGUCAAGAUUGAUGGGACCACAGCACAGAGUAAGCUGGAUAUAUGUGUCAUUAUCUCAUAGGAUCUCUCCAUUGGCCAUUGAGGCGAUUUGGUUUCUCAUGCUUAGAACAGGUAAGUGGGUUAGUAAGAAUUCGGCCAACAGAGAAAUUCUUAACACCAAAAAUAAUGUUGACGCCUUUUAUUUUUUCAGAAAUUAAGAACUUACUGACUGCAGACAGAUGCCCACGAAUCAUCUUGUGAGGUCAUAGAGAUUAAGUUAAACACUAUCCCCAUGAAAAAAGGAGCACCACUCCACAGGAACACAUCCCAGCUCUGCAACAGGCUUCACUCUCUCGCCUUCGUUUCUCUUCCUCUUUCUGGGACUUCUUUCUCCUCCCUUUGAAAUCCACCAGUCAGCCUCAGGCUGGGAUUCAUUCCUAGGUUUAUUUUUUGGCUUCUGCGUUUGCCGGUUAAUCCGAAGGAAGUGGACGAACAGCAUCUCCGCGCUCGGGCUCUGGCUGCCCUUUCUCCACCCCUCCUCAUCCUCCCCCAGUCCACCUCUGCUCUUUUAAGCCUGUGGAUGUUACCCACUUUAAUGGGAGCGGGGUCAGUGGUACUGGGGACCUGGUGACAGGGAGCGGUUCGCGCAUUUGUCCUCAUAAGCAGGAUGGUCAAACCAAGCAUUCGUCUUGUUCUCAUCCACCUUGUCUACAUCCUGGCUCCCAAAGGAGCCCUUUCUCAGGAUAUCCUGUACCCCUUUGGACAGGCCUAUAGGGACGCUGAGACCCCCAAAAUGGACGAUGGCAGUUCUACAGAGCUGUUCCUACUCAUACCCUUUGUCUUCUUCAAUGUCCCCCAUCGUUCCAUUUAUAUCAACAACAACGGCGUGAUCUCCUUCAACGUGCAGGUCAGCCAGUUCACUCCUGAGGCCUUUCCCUUGACUGACAGUCGGUCCUUCAUAGCACCGUUCUGGGCGGACGUGCACAACGGUAUCCGCGGUGAUGUGUAUUACCGCGAGAGCACCGAGCCGGACAUCCUGGAGAGGGCCUCACAAGAUGUCCGCAAAUACUUCAAGAACAUGCCCUCCUUCCGGGCCACCUGGACAUUCAUUGCCACCUGGCACCAGGUCACUUUUUAUGGUGGGAGCCAGACCACUCCGGUGAACACCUUCCAGUGUGUACUCAUUUCUGAUGGUUUCUUAUCCUUUGCCAUGUUUAACUAUGGGGAAAUAACAUGGAGCACUGGGACAGCCAGUGGGGGGGACCCCUUGACUGGAUUGGGUGGCACCACAGCACAGUCAGGUUUCAAUGGUGGCGACAUCGGUCAUUUCUUUAAUCUUCCGGGGUCACGCUCAAAUGAUGUUGUCAACAUCGAGCUGACCACCAAUGUCAACAUGCCUGGGCGCUGGAUCUUUCGCGUUGACACAGAUCAGAUAGACCCAGCAAACGGCUGUAGCUUCAAUGGCCGCUUUUACAGGCGCGGGGAGGUCUUCUGGCUGUCGGAUCGGUGCUCCCAGCGCUGCCGCUGCCUGGAUCUGGGGAACGAGGUGAUCUGCCGGGAGGCGCUGUGUGGCCAGCUGGAGACCUGCGAGCAGCUGGAGGGGGCGUACCACUGCCAGCCCACCAGGACCAGCACCUGCGUGGUGUUCGGCGACCCGCACUACCACACCUUCGACGGCUUCCUGUACCACUUCCAGGGCACCUGCUCCUACCUGCUGGCGCGGCCCUGCUGGGAGGUGGCGGGGCUGCCCUCCUUCAGCGUGGAGGCCAAGAACGAGAACCGCGGGGUAACCUCCGUCUCCUGGCUGCGUGACAUCACCGUGGAGCUGUACGGCCACCGCGUCACCUUACCAAAAGGAAGUCUGGGCACUGUGCAGGUAGACGGCCUGAUGAAGACGCUGCCAGUGCAGCUGCAGCUGGGAGCUGUGCGCGUGUACCAAUCGGGCGUAGCGGUAGCCCUGGAGGCGGACUUCGGGCUACUGGUGACGUACGACGGACAGCACUAUGCCUCCAUCUCGCUGCCCAGCUCCUACUUCAAUAACACCUGCGGCCUGUGCGGUAACUAUAACGACGACCCCGCCGACGACCCCGUCCUGCCCGACGGCUCCCUGGCGGAGACCGUGGUGGAGCUGGGCGGCGGCUGGCACGUGGAGGACGCCGACUGGCGCUGCACGGACGGCUGCGCCCACAACUGCAGCCUCUGCGACCCCGCCACCGAAUCCUUCUACUUCCGGCCCGACUACUGCGGCCUGAUCAACAAGACGGACGGGCCGUUCAGGGACUGCCGCAGCGUGGUGGACCCCACCGCCUUCGUCUACAGCUGCGUCUACGACAUGUGCAGCAACCGCGACAACAUCACCACGCUCUGCCAGGCCAUACAGGCCUACGCCCUGGCCUGCCAGGCCCUGGGGGUCACCAUCCGCUCCUGGAGGUCACGCUCCUUCUGUGCUCUGGCGUGCCCGGAGUACAGCAGCUACCAGGUGUGCACCAGCAGCUGCCCGGCGUCCUGCUCCGACCUGACCGCUCACCUCUACUGCGCCCACCCCUGCACCGAGGGGUGCCAGUGCGACGAGGGGCACGUCCUGAGCGGCAGCCACUGCGUCCGGCGGGAGGACUGCGGCUGCGAGCGGGACGGGCUCUACUACCCGCGAAACGAGUCCUUCUGGGCGGGCUCGCCCGGGGAGUGCUUCCAGCGCUGCGUGUGCGGGCCCGAGGGCGAGAUCUCCUGCUUCGACGACGCGUGCGAGGAGGGGGAGGUGUGCGCCGCCGAGCAGGGCUGGUUGGGCUGCUACCCCCGCCGGGAGAGCGCCUGCUUCCUGUCCCAGAGCCAGGUGCUGUCCACCUUCGACGGGACCCCCCUCUCCUUCCCCGAGGAGAACUCCUACUUCCUCCUCAAGUCCUGCGGGGUGGGGGUGGGGCCGGGGGCGGCGGCCCGGAACCUCUCCACCGUGGAGGUGAAGAUCGGACGCAGGCUGGUGAACAAAGGCCCCGGCUGGGUGCGGCCCGUGGUCGCCAGGCUGGGGCCCCUGGAGGUGCAGCUGGGGGGGUCGGAUUUUAACAUGGUCAAGCUCAAUUCGGAGCCCAUCCAGCUGCCGUACGUGCACCCCCUGGAGACCCUGCUGGUGUACCGCGCCCCCGGCAACGCCACGGUGGUGGAGUGGAGCGGCCUGGUGCGGCUCCAGUACGCGCGGCAGGGCCUGCUCAACGUCACCAUCUCCACGCGCUUCUACAACGCCACCUGCGGCCUGUGCGGCUACCCAAACGGAAACGCCUCGGACGACCUGCGCCUGCCCAACGGGCGGCAGGCCGAGAGCGCCGAGCUCUUCGCCGAGGGCUGGCGGGCCAUCGCCGACGACCUGACCUGCAACGGCGACUGCGAGGACCUGUACCGCGUGUGCGUGGACCUGCGCCUCUACCAGAGCCCCUGGCUCUGCGGGAACAUCAACGACCCCGGCAACAGCUCCUUCCUGGCCUGCCACGAUGCCGUCAGCCCCUCCCCCUUCUUCCGCAACUGCCUGUACAACAUGUGCGUGCGCGAGGGCAACCGCUCCGCCCUCUGCUCCUCGCUGCAGGCGUACGCGUCCGCCUGCCAGGACGCCCAGAUCAGCCUGGGCGCCUGGAGGAGCGCCACCAGCUGCCCCCUGCCCUGUCCUGAGAACAGCCAUUUUGAGGAGUGCACCACGGCCUGCCCGAUGACCUGCACCAACCUGGAGCCGGAGAGGCCGUGCCCGCUGCCCUGCUCCGAGGGCUGCCAGUGUGAGGACGGGUAUGCCCUGAAGGAGGGCCAGUGCGUGCCCAAGAGCGACUGCGGCUGCCCCCACCGGGGCCGGCACAUGGCCACCAACGAGACCUUCUGGAUGGACUGGGAGUGCGAGGAGCGCUGCUUCUGCAACGGCUCCGACAACCGCGUCUACUGCCACGUCGCCCCCUGUGGCCCGGAGGAGUACUGCACGGAGAACAGCGGGCUGUACUUCUGCCAGCCCCGUACCGAGGCUGUGUGCAUCGCCGCGGGAUACGGCCACUUCCUGCCCUUCGGUGGGAUGCCCUUUGAGCUGCAGAGCAGCUGCUCCCUCCGGCUGGUCUCCACCGACUGCGGGAGGGAGGAGGACGACGACGAGGGGGCGGGCGCAGGGCUGGGCGAAGGGGACUCGGACGCGGGCGACAUCUUCCCGCAUUUUGUGCUGUCGGCGAGGAACGAGGACCGCGACACCGGACAAGCCAUCUGGGUGAAGGGGUUCGUCCUGGAGGUGUACAGUUACGAGAUCGAGGUGUCUCGCAGUUACAAACACACGGUCACGGUGAACAAGGAGCGGCUGUACCUUCCUCUGAAGCUGGGCCCGGGCAGAGUCAACAUGUUCACGUUCGGGCUGCAGCUCGUUCUCGAGACCGACUUCGGGCUCAAGGUGGCCUUCGACUGGAACACCCUGCUGCUGCUGAGCCUGCCGCGCAGCCUCUACGGCGCCACCUGCGGGCUGUGCCAGGGACUGCCCCCGGCGCCCCCGCUCCUCACCCCCACCGAGUGGGGCAUGGCCUGGGCGGAGAGGGACACCUUCUGCCAGGUGGGCUGCGGGGACACCUGCCCCCGCUGCGGCCUGGUGGAGCGCGGGCUGGCCGCCGACGGCGACCUGGCAGUGGAGACCGACGACGGCAACGACGACAACCACGGCAAGCGGUUUCACCUGGGAGACGGGCUGUACGGUUACGUGGAGCCGGAAGCGGUCCGGCUGUGCGGGCUGAUCGCUGACCGUCGCGGAGUGUUCUCCCGUUGCCAUAGCAAAGUGCCCCCGGCCUACUUCUACCAGAGCUGCCUGCAGGACACCUGUUUGGACCAGGGAGCCGCAGAAACUAUCUGCAAUUGGUUGCAGAUCUACGCCAGCGCCUGCCAAACCCAAGGCAUCCCUGUGAUUGGCUGGAGGCAGGCUACUCCUUGUGUGCUGACGUGCCCGGCGAACAGCCACUACGCCAGCUGCAUGACGGUGUGCCAGCCGCAGUGCGCCCCUGCGCGCGGGCAGCGGGAGUGCAACCACUACUGCGUGGAGGGCUGCCAGUGCGACCAGGGCUACGUCAUCAACGGCAAGAGCUGCAUCCUCAACCAGAACUGCGGCUGCUACACCGACGGCAAGUACUACGAGCCCAAGCAGCUCUUCUGGAACAGCGACUGCACCAAGCGCUGCCAGUGCAUCGGGCGGAACCUGAUCCAGUGCGACCCGCGCCGCUGCAAGGCGGAGGAGGAGUGCGCCCUGCGGCACGGCGUGCGGGGCUGCUUCGCCCGCCGCAGCCAGCACUGCGUGGCCUCGGGCGGCGGCGUCUUCCGCACCUUCGACGGCGCCUCCCUGCGCCUCCCCGCCUCCUGCUCCUUCGUCCUCUCCACCAUCUGCCACAAGCUCCCCGAGCUCUCCUUCCAGCUCAUCGCCAACUUCGACAAGUGGAGCACGCCCAACCUCACCACCAUCUCCCACGCCUACCUCUACAUCAACGAGGAGAACAUCCUCAUCUCCGGCACCACUGUCAAGGUGAACGGCACGCCCGUGUCGGUGCCCUUCAUCACGGGCCUGAUGACCCGGGUCUCCACGUCGGAGGGCUUCCUGGUCAUCGACACGGUGCAGGACAUCCAGGUGCGCUACAACCGCUUCAACACCCUGACCAUCACCAUGGGGCCGCGGCUGCAGAACAAGGUGUGCGGCCUGUGCGGCAACUUCAACGGGGACCCCACCGACGAUUACAUCACUUCCCGCGGCAAGCCGGCGCUCAGCGCCCUGGAGCUGGCACAGAGCUGGAAGACCAACGGCAUGCAGAACAGCUGUGACGAGACUCAGUACGUGGCCCUGGCGCAGUCCUGCGACAACACGGCGGUGUCGGAGCUGCAGGGCGAGGACGGCUGCCAGAAGCUCACCCAGAUGAAGGGCUUCUUCCAGCCCUGCCACGGCCUGCUGGACCCCAAGCCCUUCUACCAGUCCUGCUACCUGGACGGCUGCUACAACCACCGCAAGGCCCAGGUCUGCGGCUCCCUGGCCGCCUACGCCGAGGCCUGCCGCUCCUUUGGAACGCUCACCACCAAGUGGAUCACUCAGGAGAACUGCUCAGAAUGGAUCUAUGACCCCUGCGUGGGAGAAAUCUGCAGUAACAACACCUGUGAUCAGGAUAACGGAGGAGACCUGUGUGGUUGUCCAGAGCUCCCCAGCAACGACAGCGGAGAAGAUGACAUCAUCCAAGCAGAGGUGACAUGUAAGCAUGCUCUGAUGGAGGUCUCCAUCUCCAAGUGCAAGCUCUUCCAGCUAGGGUUCGAGAGGGAGGACGUGCGUAUCAAUGACCAGCACUGCCCUGGGAUCGAGGGCGAAGACUUCAUCUCCUUCCAGAUCAACAACACGAAGGGCCACUGCGGCUCCAUCGUACUGUCCAAUGGCACUCACAUUAUGUACAAGAACACGGUGUGGAUUGAGAGUGUGAACAACACAGGCAAUGUCAUCACCCGAGACAAGACUAUCAAUGUGGAGUUCUCCUGUGCCUACGAACUGGAUAUCAAGAUCUCCCUCGACACGGUACUCAAGCCCAUGCUAAGCGUGAUCAACCUAACUCUGCCUACUCAGGAGGGUAAUUUCAUCACCAAGAUGGCCCUGUACAAGAACGCCUCGUACCGGCACCCGUACCGCGAGGGCGAGGUGGUGCUGAGCACGCGGGACGUCCUGUUCGUGGGCGUGUUCGUGGAGGGCGCCGACGAGCACCAGCUCAUCCUCAUUGUGAACAUGUGCUGGGCCACCCCUUCCCGCCACAGCAGCGACCGGCUGCGCUACAUCAUCAUCGAGAAAGGGUGCCCCAACAUCAAGGACAACACCAUCGGAAUGGCGGAGAACGGGGUGUCGCUCACCUGUCGCUUCCACGUCACCGUCUUCAAAUUCAUCGGCGACUACGAUGAGGUGCACCUGCACUGCGACGUCUCGCUCUGCGAUUCUGAGACCAACGCGUGCAAAGUGAACUGCCCUCACAGAAGGAGGAUGUACACAGACUACAGCGAGCAUAAGGAACAGAUACUCACAGUAGGACCAAUCAGACGGAGAGAGUCGGACUGGUGUGAGGAGAACAAUGGCGGCUGCCAGCAGAUCUGCACGAGUCAGGUGACCGGGGCGGCGUGCAGCUGCGUUACGGGGUCCCUGCAGAAAGACGGGAAAACCUGCCUGGCUACCAGUUCCAGCAACAGUGACCCUCGACCCCUGGUCUUCUUCCUGGUCUUCAGUGCUGUAGCAGGGAGGUUCCUGGUUCACAUACAGAACGGCUCCUCCUAGCCCAGGCCAAAUGGAGAGAGAGAGGUGUUGGUGAGAGAGAGAACGAGAGAGAGAGAGCACGAGAGAGCACGUGAGAGGAGACAAGCUGGGGAGUAGAACAUACUUACCAGAAGACAGCAGAGCCUGCUUUUCUUUCACAGAUACUGCCGCACCAUAAAAACAAGUAAAUAAAGAAAUAAACAAGUGAGCUUUGACACAGGGGAUCCCAGAAAACUGGAACACUGAGUAACAUUGUCACUCUUUCACUGGAAGAACCACAAAACUAUGCAUACCGCUACUCGUAAAACCUAGAGAUGUAAAAAUGACAGUAGGUUCAAUCCACUAGACAGAGUAUAUGUUUCUGAGGACAGAUAGGGUAUGUAGUUUUUUUUGUGGGCUUGGGUGAGAAAGAGUAUUUGCCAGCCCAAAAACCAAAUACCCUUCAGUCACUGACCAGCAGGUUUUACAGCUGUGGCUGGAUGAAAAGACUGCCCCGGUCACUCUGAUUCGCUAGGUCAUGUUGUGGUAGCACUGGCAUAAAGUUGGUUUCAUGGACUACAAGAAAGUGGAAAUGAAAUCAUCAAUGAGGUCAUUACUCUUUAGUAUAGGGCUCAUAGCAAAAUAUUAAUAGGAAAGUAUGAAUGGCUGUAAAUAUCAUCCCCAUUUCACAGUAACCUGGCCUUAUAAAAGUCAUUCAGAACCAUGUAUGAGCCAGAAAUCGUAAUAUGGGCAGGAUUAAAAAAGCUGCAAAUAAAAACAAUGAAAUAUGUGAAAUAUUCUGUAAAUGUUAUUUUACCAUUUCGAAAAUCUAAUUUCCUGAUGGGUGAUAAUGAUGUUGAUAAUAAUGAUGAGGAAACUCAGUUCAUUGAGUUUCAGUUCAAAAUUCACAGAAAAAAAGUAUCACAUUUAAGUCAGUCUUUAUAGUGCCCCACAUCACCCCUGCACAGUGGUGGUUCUCCAAUUUUACAUUGUCUACAGAGGUCUUUUUGUGCAAAUGGGUGGUUCACCACUCCCUAACUGAGUCACUGUGGGAUUAUCUCAGUUCAGAUUACUCCCCUGCGCUCAGGGCACAGGUUCACUGCUCUGAGAAGGGAACUGUUCAUCACGUGUCCUUUAUGUACAAAUGUACAGGCAAAGUUUGUUGAUAUACUGGGGCCAGAAAUGAUCGGUGUCCCAUAUAUGAUUCAUUUUACUACAUUUUUUUAAGAAGGGAUGUGUAAAAAAAAAAAGUUUGCCAAGCUGUUAUCAGUUACAUGUUAUUGUUUCAAGGGUGGACCAACCAUUACAUUUUAGAGAGGCAAAAUGCAGGAUUCUUUCUAUAAUAAAACAAGCCACUUACACUGUUCCCUGUUGUGUAUCUAUCUCAUAGUUUGUUUGGUUGUCAGUUUCUUUGUCUGCUGGAGCCUUUGGCUGGAAUGCAUGCAAAUAUAAAACAUGUACUAACAA
Molecule: messenger RNA, 10004 nt
Organism: Anguilla anguilla (European eel)
Lineage: Eukaryota; Metazoa; Chordata; Actinopteri; Anguilliformes; Anguillidae
Gene: tecta
Product: tectorin alpha
Exons: 25
Coding region: 1968-8579 (2203 amino acids)
Biological process (GO): cell-matrix adhesion
Molecular function (GO): protein binding
Source: RefSeq, a predicted model, not a curated record